Episyrphus balteatus (marmalade hoverfly) is the source of this 426-nucleotide messenger RNA. RefSeq names its product immediate early response 3-interacting protein 1. The record is from RefSeq and is a predicted model, not a curated record. The coding region runs from base 112 to 354 and encodes 80 amino acids. Lineage: Eukaryota; Metazoa; Arthropoda; Insecta; Diptera; Syrphidae. Gene Ontology annotation, cellular component: COPII-coated ER to Golgi transport vesicle; Golgi membrane; endoplasmic reticulum membrane. The transcript is spliced from 3 exons. Gene Ontology annotation, biological process: endoplasmic reticulum to Golgi vesicle-mediated transport.
UGGAAAACCCAAAAUCAAAAGAUAAAAGAAACGUCAUCAUCAUCACUUAAAAAUACACGCCGCUCUUUUUUUAUACAAAAAAUUAUUUUAUUUAAUUAAAUUUUCUCAAAAAUGUUUACUCUCUGGACCUUAAUCGAAUCAUCAUUACUCUGUCUAAAUGCAAUUUGUGUCCUUCACGAUGAACGAUUUCUUGCUAAAAUUGGUUGGGGCCCAAAUGCACAACAUCAAGAAUUUGGACAACCCAGUGUCAAGUCACAAAUGUUGAAUUUGAUUCGUUCCAUAAGAACUGUUGCUAAAAUUCCUUUGAUAUUCCUAAAUAUUGCGGCAAUUGUCAUAAAACUUAUACUUGGAUGAAAGAGGGAGAGAGAGAGAGAACUACCAAACAAAAAAAUAUGUAAUAAAUAAUAAAGAAAUGAUUUUGUUUUA